Molecule: messenger RNA, 916 nt
Organism: Polyodon spathula (Mississippi paddlefish)
Lineage: Eukaryota; Metazoa; Chordata; Actinopteri; Acipenseriformes; Polyodontidae
Product: SH2 domain-containing protein 1A-like
Exons: 3
Coding region: 121-462 (113 amino acids)
Source: RefSeq, a predicted model, not a curated record
UUUUUUUCUCACCUUCCUCUAUUGCACUUUUCUGCCUCCUGCAGAAUUUCAGAAUUUAAUUUGUGUGCGUUGCUCACAGCAGUUCUGUCCAGCUUGUUCCACUUGGGGGUUGCUUGCAGGAUGGACGCCUUGCCUGUUUAUCACGGGAAGAUCAGCCGGGAGACUGGAGAGAGGCUUCUAGGGGCUGCUGGAAAGGAUGGCAGCUAUCUAAUUCGUGACAGCGAGACUGUGCCUGGGGUUUACUGCCUGUGUGUGUUGUGCAAGGGGUUUGUGUACACGUACAGAUUGUGCCAGACAGAUGGGGGCUCCUGGUCUGCCGAGACUGCUCCUGGCGUUCAAAAGCGUCUGUUUCGGAAGAUAAAGAACUUGAUUGUGGCCUAUCAUAAACCGGGCCAGGGCUUAGUGAUGCCUCUACUCUACCCUGUUUGCAAGAAAACAACUUCACCAACAGCCAACCCAUGACUGGAAACGGUAUGCCAGCAUAACUGCAUUUAGAUAAAACUUUAACAUGUUUUUGAGACUGUAAUGCAACUCCUGUCCUGGAGCGCCCUAGCAGUGUAGUUUGAUACUGUAGGUAUGGUAAAACCCUGACUACCAGAGCCCUGAUUAUCCAAACACCUGGAGCAUGUGAACAGUUAACCUGUAUUGUGUGCUGUGAUCUUCUGCCCUGUUUGCAAAAAAAAUAAUAAUAAUAAUAAUAAAAAAGAGCACUAUUCAGCCCUCAAGCGCUGGUAUCUACAAAACAGUGCCCUGCUAUAGGUUAUAUAUUUACAUGUAAAAGGGGUAAAUUCUAUCUUUUUAGGAGGUUUCUUGAUUGGAGAAGUCAUGUAAAGAAUUGCAGAUUUUGAUUAUCCUAAAAACCUCCAGUCCCAAUUAGCUUGAAUAUUAAAAGUUAUAAUGUGUAAUUGAAUGAACG